GCACAGAACCCUUACUCCUACAUGUAAAUAUUACUAUCACUACUAUUACUACUACUACAACAACUACUACUACUACUAUUACUACUACUACUACUACAACUAACUGUUGGUGCUGCACGGAAAGUACCUUAGCCGUCGUCGUCGUCGUCGCUGUGACUAUUCGAGUUAAGCGAGCUUGUCAUUAGUAGUUUCUGCAUCUUGCUGUGGUCGCUAUCCUAGUUUAUGUAGUGUAGUUGGUCGUGCUCCGACCAGGCUCGGGACUAAAACUAAAACAAUAUGGAUGAAUGUAACACCCCCUCGCAUGUCGUUCACGAACAUAGACAUAUAAAAAAGUGUAAAAGUGCCACGUUUACCUUGGAUGGCACUUCCUAUACUAUCGCUGCACAAGUGCCAGGCGAAGAACUUGAACAAACAAAAUAUAUUGAAGUGGCAAAUUCACCUGAUAAAACUAAGGAUGACUCCUCUAUUGGAUCUAAAAAUGGUCAAGUGUCACGUACUGGAUCUUUAACAGUUCUUCGCCAAAACAAUUCACGUAAGCUUGUCAGCUCUAGCAGUCGUACAUCAAGUACAGUGAGUAUAGAUAGCGAUUCCUAUGCAAGCGGGGAAUUAGGUUUUGAAAAAAUGCCUGCAGCGGAUGCACCUGAGGCUUCACAUUAUUGCUCAAUGCGAAUGCGGCAGAUAUAUGACCGUGUUUUCAAAGAUGAUAUCCUCAAGGAAGAUUUGUUGAAAAACCUUGCUUAUGCAGCCGAUGUAUUAGAGGCUGUGCAUAUUGAUGAAACAAAAUCAUCGGAAAGCUGUGCAAAUGUGGAUCCUACCUGCUCCUCUCAAGAUAGUGCUUUACUGUCGCUGCAGUCAGCUUCUGUUCCACACCAGUCUGGCUUAUCUACAAAAAAGACUUCAUGGAAGCAUCCUGUGCCUGUCAAUAACAGAAGACUUUGUGAUGAAGAUGAUGAGUUAAGCGAAGUGGAGCCGGAUGCAGUCCCGACUGAAGUGCGUGACUGGCUUGCUUUAACUUUUACACGUUCUAUGAACAACAUUAAAAGAAAAGGUGAAGAAAAGCCCCGUUUCCGAAGUGUUGCCAAUGUAAUACGAGCUGGAAUAAUGGUAGACAGGCUUUUCCAUAGGAUCUACAGGCGAAUGUCAGGGUCUGUUGGUUUACAUAUUCCACAAAAUGUACUUACUGUAUUGAAGAAUCUAGAUGACUGGAGUUUUGAUGUGUUUGCAACCAAUGAAGAUUCACAUGCACUCAAAUACGUUGGUUAUGAACUGCUACAGAAGUAUGAUUUACUCAAUAAAUUCAAAAUCAAUACUUCAGCACUAGAUGCUUUCUUAACCUGCAUGGAAGCAGGAUACACAAAAUACAAAAAUCCAUAUCACAAUUUACUCCAUGCAGCAGAUGUUGCACAUACAGUUCAUUAUAUCUUAUCAAGCAGUAAACUAACUAACUGGCUUACAGACCUUGAAAUCUUUGCCACAAUAAUAGCUGCCUUGGUUCAUGAUUAUGAACACACUGGAACAACAAACAAUUUUCACAUAAAUACAGGGUCUGAAGUUGCUUUAUUGUACAAUGACAAAGCUGUGCUUGAAAAUCACCAUGUUAGCGCUGCAUUUAAGUUGCUAAAGUUAGAUGAAUACAACAUACUUACUGGGCUCAGUAAAGAAGAAUACAGAGAAUUCCGGAGUCUGCUGAUUGACAUGGUCUUAGCCACUGACAUGUCUUUUCAUUUCCAGCAAAUAAAAAACAUGAAAAGUAUGCUGACUUUGACAGAAGGCAUUGAAAAAUCUAAAGCUCUAUCGCUUGUGUUGCACUGUGCUGACAUCAGCCAUCCAGCCAAAGAAUGGUUUAUGCAUAAGAAAUGGACAGAUUUGCUUCUUGAAGAAUUCUUUAGGCAGGGUGACAGAGAAAAAGAACUAGGUCUGCCGUUUUCCCCACUCUGUGAUCGAAAAACUACACUAGUUGCAGAAUCCCAAAUUGGAUUUAUAGAGUUCAUUGUUGACCCAAGUUUUACAGUUAUGGGUGAUGUCUUACAAAAGAUAAUAUAUCAAGUGAAUCAGUCUAUAUAUGCAUGUACUCCAGCAAAAGUAGAUGAAGUUAUUUCAGAGGAAGUAUUUGAAAGAGCAGAUUCUGGGAGCCCACGUUUAGAAAAUAUUAGCAAUAACAGCCGUCCGAGUGCUAAACAAUCAAGUGGUCAUGAAGUGAAAAGGCCAUGGAAACCAAUAUUAGAAGUAAAUAAAGCAAAGUGGAUAGAAAUAGCAGCCCAAGAUGCAGCGGAAAGAGCACUCAAGAGCUCAUUAAGAGCAAGUUCUGAGCAACUUGAUGCUGACAGGCCUGAAAGCGCUUCCGAGAAGACUAAGACGCCUCCUGACAGUGAGAAUGUUUCACAAAAAGAUGGUGAUUCACAAAGUAAUGACAAAGCUGCACCAACAGUUUCUCAAAAAGAAGAGCUAUGCUGAACUUGCUUACAAUGCUCUGAUUACAAUUUAUGUACAGGCACACAUAUACACACACACACACACACAAAUAUACCCACAUAAUUAUCCUUAACAUUUUAACAUCCACUUUUCCAUGCUUUCUUGGGUUGAAUGGGAAUUGUUGAGGUAGGUUUUCUUUGGGUAGAUACCAUUCCUGUUGCCAACCUCCAUGCUAGGUAAAAUUUUCCCAUGGCCAGACAUGUUUUCAUGACAGAUUGAAACAAACAACAACGCAUUUAUAACAGUGAUGCUCCUUUACAACUAUCAUACAAUGACAUAUAUAAAUGUACACACACGCACACACUGAUAUGUGUGUGUGUGUGUAUAUAUAUAUGUAUAUAUAUAUAUAUAUAUAUAUAUAUAUAUAUAUACAUACAUACAUACACACACACAUUAUAUAUACACACAUACAUACACACAAACAACAGAAUAACAGUAUAUUAAAUGCCAUGCAAGGUAAAUUCACCAUUUACUGAAAUCAUUUCCACUUCCAGAGAAAGUAGAACAACCCAUUGAUGGUAACUGGGACAAACUGCACAUGAAAGGCGGAGAUAAUUGUAAGACUGAAGAAUUCCCAAAACUUGACAUGUCAUUAACACUAAGACAAUCUUAUUGUCAGGAUUAAUGAAGGCAAUUUUGGACGUGUUUCAGCUUCAGUAGGUAGCAUUAGCACAGCAGGUGCACUAGCUUGUAUCUCGCAAAACUGAGAUACUUAACCUUUUAGUAUUUAAACCGGCCAUAUCUGGCCAAAAUAGUUAAUCUGUUUUAUGUUCAAACUGACCAGAUCCAGGCUCUCACACCUACCCUACAAUGUUAUUCUACAUUAAGUAAU
This is a messenger RNA of Octopus sinensis (East Asian common octopus), 3304 nucleotides long. RefSeq names its product calcium/calmodulin-dependent 3',5'-cyclic nucleotide phosphodiesterase 1A. Lineage: Eukaryota; Metazoa; Mollusca; Cephalopoda; Octopoda; Octopodidae. The transcript has 20 exons. Gene Ontology annotation, molecular function: 3',5'-cyclic-nucleotide phosphodiesterase activity. Gene Ontology annotation, biological process: signal transduction. The coding region runs from base 277 to 2454 and encodes 725 amino acids. The record is from RefSeq and is a predicted model, not a curated record.